Aphidius gifuensis is the source of this 2217-nucleotide messenger RNA. RefSeq names its product facilitated trehalose transporter Tret1. Gene Ontology annotation, cellular component: membrane. Gene Ontology annotation, biological process: carbohydrate transport; transmembrane transport. The transcript is spliced from 2 exons. The record is from RefSeq and is a predicted model, not a curated record. The coding region runs from base 300 to 1874 and encodes 524 amino acids. Gene Ontology annotation, molecular function: sugar transmembrane transporter activity. NCBI's taxonomy places the organism in Eukaryota, Metazoa, Arthropoda, Insecta, Hymenoptera, Braconidae.
AAUUAAACACCGAUAAUAAUUUUAUUGUCAGUGAGUCAUUAAAAUAAAAAAAAAUAAACUAAAAGAAAAAGUAAAAAAAACACCUUAGUCAGUGGAUAACUGUCAGGCAAGAUCUUCAAGUUGUUAAAAAAUUAAAAUCUACAAAUUAAAAAAAUCGAUACUCAAAAAAAAACCUAGCAUUGAAAAUAGAAUAUAUAAAUUGAAUAGUGUAUUAAAAAAUUAGUUCGAUUGUGUUUUUAUAUUUUGUCCAUCUGUCAAAUUGCUAUAAAAAAAAAAAACACAAAGUUUGUUUUGUAAACAUGGAUUACACAAAUGGAAUGCAGUCAACAAGCUCACUCAACUUUGUGAGUGAAACAACACCUCUACUGUCGGAAGCAUCAACAUCAUCAACAUCAUCAAAAAUGCCUGAAAAAAAUAUUGGUAUAUCUCAACAAACUCUUGUUUCACGAGGUGGUGAAAGUGUAAAUAAAGCAAGAAAAGUACCACAAUAUGUUGCUGGUUUGGCAUCAACACUUGGUGCACUUGCUGCUGGUAUGGUACUUGGUUGGACAUCACCAGCUGGUGAAAAUGGAAUUGAACUUGAUAAACAAUAUAACAUAAGAAUUGAUGAUGAACAAUUUGCAUGGAUUGGAUCAAUAUUUAAUUUAGGUGCAGCUGCAAUAUGUGUACCAAUUGGUAUAAUAUGUGAUAAAAUUGGACGUAAAAAAGCCAUGUUAUUAUUGACAAUACCAUUUACAAUUGGUUGGUUAUUAAUAAUAUUUUCAAGUUCAGUUAAAAUGUUUUACAUUGGAAGAUUUAUACUUGGUGUUAGUGGUGGUGCAUUUUGUGUAACAGCACCAAUGUAUACUGCUGAAAUUGCUGAAAGUUCAAUACGUGGUACACUUGGUUCAUACUUUCAAUUGAUGUUAACUGUUGGUAUAUUAAUGACAUAUACACUUGGUACAUUUAUGAGUAUGCGUGUAUUAUCAAUUGUAUCAGCAAUAGUACCACUUGUAUUUUGUGCUGUAUUUAUUAUGAUGCCUGAAACACCAGUUUAUUUAUUAAAAAAAGGACAAAUUAAUUCAGCAAGAUCAAGUUACAGAUGGCUAAGAGGAUCGACAUAUGAUAUUGAACCAGAAAUGACUGCACAAAAUGAAGCACUUGCUGAAGCAAAUAGAAAUACAAUUUCAUUUUUAUCAGCAAUUAAAACAAAAGCAGCAAGAAGAGGUUUAAUUAUUGCAUUUGGAUUAAUGACUGUUCAACAAUUGAGUGGUGUUAAUGCAAUUAUAUUUUAUUCUGGUAAAAUAUUUAAAAGUGCUGGUGCUAAUAUGGAUCCAAAUUUACAAACAGUUAUUGUUGGUAUCAUGCAAGUUGUUGCUGUAUUUAUAAGUACAUUAAUUGUUGAUAGAUUAGGCAGACGUGUAUUGUUAUUAGUAUCAAGUGCAUUUAUGUGUAUAUCUGCAUUUACAAUGGGUUUUUAUUUUAACUUACAAUCAAAUGGUACUGAUGUAUCAUCAAUUAGUUGGGUACCACUUGUUGCUAUUUGUUUAUUUAUUGUUUUAUUUUCAAUUGGUUUUGGUCCAAUUCCAUGGAUGAUGAUGGGUGAAAUAUUUUCACCACAAAUUAAAGGCAUUGCUGGUAGUAGUGCAUGUUUAUUCAAUUGGAUUAUGGCAUUUUUUGUAACUAAAUUUUAUAGUAAUUUUGAAUCUUCAUUUGGCUCAGAUCGUACAUUUUGGAUAUUUUCAUUUAUUUGUGCACUUGGAUUUGUUUUUGUAUUUUUAAUUGUUCCAGAAACAAAAGGUAAAACAUUGGAAGAAAUACAAUGUGAAUUGAGUGGUGAACCAAUUACAACAACAACACAAAAUAACAAUAGUAAUAGUAAUUCAAAAAUGUAAAUUAAAAAGAAAAAAAGUUAAUCAACAAAAAGAAAAAUUAUUUUUUAUAUUAUAAAUGCAUUUUUCUAGUUUUUUUUUUUUUUUGUUUUAAAUAGAAUAUAUAUUUACAUAAUUAUAGACACACCCACACAGACACACAUCAUAGACACACAUAGAAUUUUUAAGAUAGAUUUUAUCAGCUAUUUUCUUUUUUUUUUUUCAAUUUUUUUUGUCGUUUGCGUUUAUAAGACUGAUUCGUUUUUAAUAACAGAUACGUAUACUCGCUAACGAGAUAAGCUGUAAUGUAUUAUUUAUAGAAAAAAACAAACAAAAUAUAAUAAUAAAAAACAAACAAAUCUGUAAU